CUGAAGCUCCUGCCUCAACAUUCCCAUUCCCAUUCCCAUUCCAAUUCCCACCUUUGAUUUCAACAUCCGGAAACACUUCAAGUUUCACAGACUUCCUCAUUUCUGUCAUCGUACAUGAUCAGAACCAAAAGAAUCAUGUCUAUCAUUUCCGCCUCCCAGAUCCCCUCGGUAUCUCUCCUCUACAAAUCCAAGAAACUCGUCCCCUCCACCUCGAAGCCUGCCGAAGCCACGCCGGCACCCUCUCAAUCCCUCAACAACCGAAUCGGCCUCAUCAAAGGAGAUAUCACACUGCUUGCAGUCGAUGCCAUCGUCAAUGCAGCUAACAACUCUCUUCUUGGAGGAGGAGGGGUAGAUGGUGCUAUCCACCGAGCUGCCGGACGUAAUCUAUAUCUUGAAUGUCGAAAGUUAGACGGAUGCGACACUGGUUCCGCCAAAAUCACCAACGCCUACGAGCUCCCCUGCAAAAAAGUCAUACAUGCUGUUGGUCCAAUCUACAAUGAUCGUGACGUGGAGAAGAGCGAAGAAGAUCUCGCCGGUUGUUAUACCACGAGUUUGCAGCUUGCUGUGGAAAAUGAUUGCAAGACCAUUGCGUUUAGCGCUCUGAGCACUGGUGUUUAUGGUUAUCCAAGUGAUGACGCUGCUCCUGUUGCCAUUCAAGCGGUAAAGGAGUUUUUGGAGGGUGAAGAUGGUGAGAAGUUGGAAAAGGUCAUCUUCUGCACAUUUACAGCAAAGGAUGUUGAUGCUUACAAUGACUGGCUUCCGUAAGUUUUACUGUGGAGUAAAAUACUCGUAUGCUAAUUUCACCUAGCAAAUUCUUUCCUGCAACAGAAUACGACUUGUCCGAAGAAAAAGAAGAUGAUUGGGAAGAAGUCGAGGGAGGAGAAUCAGCAGAGAAUGGCCCACCUUCGAAAAAGGACGACAAAACAGUAAAGGUCGAUGACGAAACCACUUAG
Molecule: messenger RNA, 953 nt
Organism: Hymenoscyphus albidus
Lineage: Eukaryota; Fungi; Ascomycota; Leotiomycetes; Helotiales; Helotiaceae
Source: the annotation of a GenBank genome assembly